AUGGUUCAGCCCAGGGCAGGAGGAGGGCCAGGUUGCCUGGCAGGGCGGGUGGCCGGCCUGGCUGGCUGCAUACAAGAAGCGGGGCCGCCUGCCUGCCUUUGCUUGGAAGCCCUCCCUGGCCUUCUUCGUCCCAAGGCGCUCCUCCGGCGCAGCAGCCCCCCAAGCGGGAGAGCCCGCAGCAGCAGCAGCAGCAGCAGCAGCAGCAGCAGCAGGCUCCCUCAGGGGCCCACAGACAGGAGGAGGAGCGGCGGAGGGGCGCUGUCCGGUGCCUGUGGGGGAGUGGCGCCCCCCCUCCCGAGGGGUUUCCCCUCCUGCUGCUGCUGCUGCGCAGGGGGAGAUCCCCCGGGAAUGGCCCGGCCUGGCCAGGCUGGCGGUGCGUCCCGCCCCUCGCAGGAAGCGGCCAAGGGGGAAGAAGGGAGACCACCCACUCCCUUGGCCAGUCCUGAGAAGCUGCGCGGCAGCCGCCUGAACGCGACGAGCUGCGCUGGGCUGGAGAUGCGCGCGUGCCGCGCUGCGCGUCUCCUGCUCCUGCUCCUGCUGUGGCUGCAGGGCGGCCGGCCCGACCCCUCCGCUGAGGCUGCCCCGGGGGCCCCGGAGCGCGUGCGCCUCGUGGCCCGCACCUUCCAGCACCUGCUGCUCUGGGCGCCUGCAGCCAGCCGCUCGCCGGGGCCGCGCCUCGUCCUCUACGACGUGCAGUACAAGCGAUAUGGCAACCACAGCUGGACGCCGGUGGGCCGCUGCACCGCCAUCGCCCGCCUGGACUGCGACCUCACCGCCGAGACCGCGGAGCCGGCGCACCGCUACUUCGCCCGGGUGCGCGCCCUGGACGCCCACGGCACCCCCUCCCACUGGACGGCCACCGCGCCCUUCUCGCCCAAGGAGGCCACUCUCCGGUUGUGGAAGGUGAACCUGUCCCUCUCCGGCAACAUCCUGCGGGUGACCUUGGAGCUGCCCGUGCACAGAGGGCAGCAGGCCACCAUCGCCCACGAGGACCUGCACCCAGGCGGGUGGGAGCAGUACCGGGUCUAUGUUCGGAGGGCAUCCAGCAAUGACCAGUAUCUGCUGGUUAAAACCAACCGGACUUUUGACCUCCCUGCGCUUGUGUGGGGUGAGCGGUAUUGUGUGAGCGUGGAGCCCUACCUGCCCUCCCGGCCAAAUCCUGCCACGCGGACAGAAGAGCAGUGUGUCUCGACUCCCCCCCUGAAAGACAGCGCACAAGCCAGAGCAAUCCUCAGCGUGGCCCUCUUCAUUCUGGUGGCUCUUGGUGGUGUAGCUGCGGCACAGGUCUGGGCACAUCUGAAGAAACCCAUGGAGACCCCCUCUGUGCUGAAUUCUUUCCAGAAGCAGACUUCUUCUCCCCGGCCUCUUGGGAUGAGAGGUGUGGAUCUGUGCUUGGAAGUGGAGUCUACCCAUCAGAUUUCCAUGGGCGUGAAGGACCCCUCCCAAACCCAUCCUUCCAGCGUGAGCCUCUCCAGUGGAGCUCCAGUUUGGCGAGUGCCAGGGCAAGCAAGGCCCUGUCUGCCAGAAGCCUUGGCCAGCAGUAGAGCAGAAAGUGUGCAGCUCAGAGACCUGUCGGACAGCGGCACGUUCAGCAGCAGCAGCAGCGACAGUGGUAUCUGCUUGCAAGCCCCCCUGAGCAGCUGCAGCCUCCUUCUGAGACUUCUGGAGGAGCCCAGGGGGCCCCUGCUGAGGAGUGAUUGGGAGGAUGGGGGGCGGGGGGUGGAGGAGCGUUUCAGUCUGGGAGCUGGGGCGGAGGAGGCACAGGAGCAAGGGGAGCCGCCUCCUGCUCAGCUUCCUGGGUAUCAAAGGCAAGCCGGGCCCCCGCAGGAGGCUCUGGGCUCCUUCAGCUGCCUGCCCAACUCUGAGGGCAUCGCUCCAUCAAGGCCAGUCUUGGGGUCCGGCUAUCUGAAGCAGGCGUCUGUUGCCACUCCCUCAACCCUGGGCCCCUGGGCUCUUGCACACCACGAGCGACUGAACUUCCUGUCUGGCGUGGGCCCAGGGGGGCUCGGAGUCCUUGCCGGGCCUGCCUGAGUGGAUCAAGGCCCUCCUGACGCCAGGCUUCCUGGAGCCCCCUCCCCCGUGCACCUCAGCCUGAACAUUCGCUGGUGCCGGACGUAGGGAGGAGUCACUCCAGAGACACAACUGGAGGAGCCACGACACGGCGACUGGUGGAAUGGCAGAGCAGGCGGAGUCAUCCCACCGUGUCUCCUCUUUGUAGGGGUGGGUGGGUAGGACUGCUGCUGCGCAUUCAAGGCACCCCACACUUGGGUAACUCAGAGCACUGACUACGCACAACAGCGGCCACAUCUGCCGUGAGGACUUUCCAUCAGGUGUGUGUGUGUUGCCUGCCCCCCUCCCGGGGAACUGCCCGCUCAGGCCUGCAGGGGCCGAACCGCCCCAUGUGGGCUCUUCCAUGAGCCGGGUCUGGAUUUCCCUGCAAUCGCCCGGCAGCUGAGGAAACUGUCGCGGGGGGAGGGGCUGUGGGGGCUCAGGGGCAGAGCCUCUGCUGGAACGGCAGGAGGUCCCAGGAUGACUCCCCAGCAGCACUGCCCGUUAAAAGGCCCGGGCAGGGGCGGGGGGGGGAAGGCUUUGUCUGCCUGAGGCAGUCCAGUUCACUGCCCACGUGGGGUCUGGACAGUGGCACGGAGGAAAGUGGGGCUGUCUGUCGCCUCCCCCCAGGCUUUUUCCGGAGACGAGGCUUGCUCUGGCCUGGCCCCCAAAGCCGGGAGGGGCCACGGGCUCAGCAGGGGCCGGGGGGGUGGGGCAGGGAUUCUGCUGGGGCUGCCCAGGCCAGCGUUUUCUCCGGGAAGGUCCAGGUCUCCAGGGCAGAUUCCCUGGGGGAAGGCACGAAGGGCAACUGCCGGGCUGCACUCCUGGGUGUGCUGCUGACUUUGGGGCGAGCGGCAGAGCUCUCGCCUCCGCUCUUGUGCAAGUGGACUUUAUUUAUUGUAUUUAUUUUGUACCUCUGCUGGGAGCGCUGUGUGCUGUGCUUUCGUGUGCCUAAUAAAAGACAGCCAUGCUCCA
Messenger RNA from Sphaerodactylus townsendi, 3024 nucleotides. It is a transcript of the gene IL10RA, whose product is annotated as interleukin 10 receptor subunit alpha. NCBI's taxonomy places the organism in Eukaryota, Metazoa, Chordata, Lepidosauria, Squamata, Sphaerodactylidae. The coding region runs from base 1 to 2031 and encodes 676 amino acids. The transcript has 6 exons. The record is from RefSeq and is a predicted model, not a curated record. Gene Ontology annotation, molecular function: protein binding.